ACAGGCUGCGCCUUUGCUCCAGAACGUGGAAUCGUGCUUCACUGCACCAUGUCUGCUGUCUUUCGACCUGUUCUGCUGCCUUUCAGAGGAUUAUCUCUUGAUCUUGCCGGUGCAAUGCAGAGUAAUUGCAGGUUUAAAUCAAGGACAAGCCAGUUAAAUUUACAAGCAGAAAGCAGCCACGGCAAAUACAAGUGCAUCGAUGAUCUGCGGGGACCAAGUCUUGCAACCACGGCUUACUGGCUUUUUGUUAAGGGGUACGCAGAUAAGAGUCACGCUUUGCAGGUGGAGCAUAAGAAGCUGUAUGGGCCGAUUUGGCGGUCAAAGUUCGGCCCCUUUGACGUGGUCAAUGUGGCAACGGCUGACCUGAUCGCACAGGUUAUCCAGCAAGAAGGGAAAUACCCUGUAAGGACCUACCUCCCACACUGGAAGGAGUACCGCGACAUGCGGGGACAAGCCUACGGCCUGCAUGUAGAGAAGGGGCCGGAGUGGUACCGGAUCCGCAGGGCUCUGAACCCCAAGAUGUUGAAGCUGCAGGAGGUGUCUGCGUACGCCCCCGUGGUGAAUGAGGUGGUGUCCGACCUCCUGCACAGGAUCUACCGGCUCCGGGAGCAGAGUCCUGACGGGACUUCAGUCCAGAACCUGGCCGGGGAGCUCUACAAGUUUGGCUUUGAAGGGAUCUCGUCCAUUCUGUUUGAGGCACGUCUUGGCUGCCUCGACGAGGAGAUUCCUGAGGACACACAGAAGUUCAUCCGGGCUGUCGGGGACAUGCUGACUCUCUCUGAGACUGUCCUCUUCUUCCCCAAGUGGACUCGCUCCAUGCUGCCCUACUGGAAGAGAUUUGUCAGCUCUUGGGAUGACAUCUCUGCUGUUGCGAAGACACUGAUUGACCACAAGGUGAAGGAGAUUCACCAGAAAACAGAAAAAGGGGAGACUGUGGAGGGAAUGUACCUCACCUAUCUGCUGUCCUGUAAUAAGCUUUCCCUUAGUGAAAUCUAUACCAGUCUCACUGAACUGCUGUUGGGAGGAGUUGACACAACCUCGAACACAAUGUCCUGGACCCUGUACCACCUGGCCAGAGCUCCCGCUGUUCAGGUCCGGCUGUAUCGCGAGAUUGCUGAGGUUUGCCCAGGGCGGCGCAUCCCCACUGCAGAACACCUGUCCCAGAUGCAUUACAUGAAGGCUGUCAUAAAAGAGACACUGAGGUUGUACCCUGUUGUGCCAGGAAAUGGCCGUCUGACAGUAGACAAUGAAGUUAUACUGGACAACUAUUGGUUCCCACGACAGACGCAGUUCCACCUGUGCCACUACGCUGCGUCCCACGACGAGAGCAGCUUCCCUGAGCCGGAGCAGUUUGAGCCGGAGCGCUGGUUGCGGGAUGGGUGCAAGUUCAGACACCACCCCUACAGCUCUAUCCCCUUUGGGGUCGGGGUGCGGGCCUGCGUGGGGAAGAGAGUGGCAGAGCUGGAGAUGUACUUCGCACUGUCCAGGCUGAUGCAGCAUUUUGAGGUCCGGCCAGAGCCCAACGAGAGGGAGGUUCAGCCCCGAACACGCACCCUCAUGAUUCCCGGGGGCCCCAUCAACCUGCAGUUCAUAUCAAGGAACUGAAGGAGGUGCCCACAUGCUUCAGAACAGUUGUCUGGGACACUGGCUGCAAGAUGCUGGAGAAGCCUGUCAAACUUUAUAGAGUUUACAUUUGGGGCAGUGUAGAGUUUACAUUGGGGAUAGUAUAUUUAGAGAGUGACUCAGAUAAUUGUAAUGAAUACUGAACUCAUUCUUAUUGAGAUACUCCACUGUUUGGAUAUAUAAAAGAUGUGUUUCUUUCCUGUCUGUUUAUACUGCUGUGUGCUGUGUACAUUUCUACAGAUAAUGAGAACCACCUAGUGAAUUGGGAUUAAAUUUAGGCUGUAUUUUGAUUACAAAUUUCACGAUUUCCUUGAAAUGUGCCCAUUGCUAUGUAAUAUGUAGUUCCCUGUGAAGAUUCCAAUUUCUGAAAGAACAGUU
Messenger RNA from Polyodon spathula (Mississippi paddlefish), 2001 nucleotides. RefSeq names its product sterol 26-hydroxylase, mitochondrial-like. The transcript is spliced from 9 exons. Gene Ontology annotation, cellular component: mitochondrial inner membrane. Gene Ontology annotation, molecular function: oxidoreductase activity, acting on paired donors, with incorporation or reduction of molecular oxygen; iron ion binding; heme binding. Gene Ontology annotation, biological process: cortisol metabolic process; cellular response to peptide hormone stimulus; glucocorticoid biosynthetic process. Lineage: Eukaryota; Metazoa; Chordata; Actinopteri; Acipenseriformes; Polyodontidae. The coding region runs from base 49 to 1605 and encodes 518 amino acids. The record is from RefSeq and is a predicted model, not a curated record.